Oryza sativa Japonica Group (Japanese rice) is the source of this 933-nucleotide messenger RNA. RefSeq names its product cytochrome c oxidase subunit 6b-1. NCBI's taxonomy places the organism in Eukaryota, Viridiplantae, Streptophyta, Magnoliopsida, Poales, Poaceae. The record is from RefSeq and is a predicted model, not a curated record. Gene Ontology annotation, cellular component: respiratory chain complex IV; mitochondrion.
ACUACUACUACUACUACUACUCUUUUAUUAUCGCCUCCCUGCUCGCCCUCCUCCCACUCUCUCGCCGCCGCCGCCACUUCUAGAAGCUUCCAUCGCCACCACCGCAGCGCCCCGCGCCGCCAUGGCCGCCGAAGCCAAGGCCCCGUCGCUCGCCGAGGAAUACUCACUUCCUCCACAGGAAGCCCCAGUUGAAAAGGCAGUUGAGGAUAAGCCCCAGGAGGCUGAAAGUAUCUCUGUAACGAAUGAUGAAACCCCUCAAGCUGAUGAGACUGCAACAGCUGUGGAAGUGAACCCUGAAACUUCUGAAGUGCAAGAAGUUGCUGACAAGUCAGAAGUUGAAGACACCAACCCUGCAGCAGAGGAAACGAAUGAGACUGCUGAGGAAGAGGCUGAGGAGAAACCAGAGAUUAAGAUCGAAACGGCUCCAGCAGAUUUCCGUUUCCCAACAACAAAUCAAACAAGGCACUGUUUCACACGCUAUGUUGAGUAUCACAGGUGCGUAGCUGCGAAAGGGGAGGAUGCUCCUGAGUGUGAUAAGUUUGCAAAAUACUAUCGAUCUCUUUGCCCAGGCGAAUGGGUUGAGCGUUGGAAUGAGCAACGGGAAAACGGCACCUUCCCUGGACCUCUGUAAGCAUGUGCAAAGGGGAGAACAUACGUUGUUGUCCGGGCUCUCUUCGUUGGUAACUGGCGUCAUGUUAUCAGAAUCGGAGGGAUCGUCCUUUUUUUUGGAGAGAUUUACAAAUAAGAGAUUUCUUUUUUUAUUUGAAGAAUGACAUCUGUUGACUCUACCUAAACGAUCAUCCUCUGCACUGCUGAGAAACUCACAUUACAGCUAUGAUCUUCCUCCCUUGACUGAUCUUCCAUAACUGUUUUCUCAGGAUAAUGUGGUUGCUCGCUUGGGAAAAUGUGUUGACAUAAAUCUUAAGUUCUUUA